This is a messenger RNA of Paraphaeosphaeria sporulosa, 1008 nucleotides long. RefSeq lists its product as uncharacterized. The transcript has a single exon. Lineage: Eukaryota; Fungi; Ascomycota; Dothideomycetes; Pleosporales; Didymosphaeriaceae. The record is from RefSeq and is a predicted model, not a curated record. The coding region runs from base 1 to 1008 and encodes 335 amino acids.
AUGAAUGCCGAGAGCGCAACCGACAAUGUCUGGGCUGACGCUGGCCACGCUCCGCCCGGCAAUAUCGCUUCCCAGACCAAAUCUUCCCAUGUUCCCGUCGAACCUCCUAGGGUCCCCGUCAAGCCGACUGUGCACACUAAAAACGUCACCGACGAUGAACAGCCGGUGGAGAAGAAGUCCAAUUUGAGCACAAAGAUCUACAAGGGGUGCAAGACUAUAACAGUAAAAGCUUGGCGAGCGCACCACGCACUGCUUGUAGCCUUUGGCUUCGUCUGCUGGUUGGUACUGACUCUCCUCACAGUUCACAGCGCUGCCACUGGUGUCCGUGGUAUCUUGAUGCCAUCGUAUCGAACGACGAUGCAUCGACUCAACAACAUCAAGUCCGAGCAGUCUCUCCUGCUAAGCAAGCUCGAAGACCUUCAAGAUAUCCAUCUACAGAAGCGGUCCUUUGAGACACAUCUUGAAUGCCUCAUCCGAGCCACGAAUAUAGCUCAGGACCACUACGAUGACUUGCCGUUCCAGUCAUACCCGCUCGUUGCUGAGUACACGACCCAAUGGGCACAGUCAGAAUGCGAUAAAAUCCUGUUCUCCCCAGUUCCCAUUCCGCGAAGUGGCUGGCAUUGGUUCUGGAAAGCUUUGGUUGACCAAGCAGGGGCCGCCUUCUUUCGCUGCAAAGAUAUGGUCGACGGUCUAAUGAAGGCCAAGAAACAACGCCUCCAGAAGUCUUCCAGCAACGCGCAACAACUCACGCUCUCGCUACCAUCAGGCUUUCGCCUGGGUUGUAAUGAAGCGGAGUCCCUCUGCCACCUUUUGUUCUUGCCACUGCAGAGCCUUUCGACAUCUGGCAGUCCAUCCACCGAAGAGAUGAACCUGAUCGUCCUGGGACGCCGCCUUCUUCGGAUCAUCGACGUUUGCAAGCGCGUGAGAAAAUUGAUUGCUGUGGUGUGGUGGCUGGUCCCCUGGGUGAAUUUGAUGGUCCUUGCACUCCAGCUUAUUAUCUAUGGGUAA